UACCAGGCCACAGAUGCUGAUGAGACAAACAAUGCAAACAGUAGAAUCAAAUACAAAAUUUUAAGUGCAACAGAACCUGCAAAAUCCAACUUUACAAUUAAUGAAACGACUGGAGAACUUUACAUUAAAUCUGCUUUAGAUUUUGAAGCUCUGGGGAAUGGAGGCAUCAUCAUCUUAUCUGUCCAGGCUCAAGAUUUGGGUGUGCCCGCUCUUUCAUCAACAGCCAAUAUUUCAGUUGUUGUUGUUGAUGCCAAUGAUGAAAUACCAAGCUUUUCUAAAUCUUCUUACUCAAAUAGUGUCAAAGAAAAUGCUACCCUUGGCAAGUACUUGCAAAAUGUAUUAAAUUGAAUUAGCGUUUAUUUUAGGAUUUGAUUAUAAUAAUUAAUCCUAUGUAAAUUUUUAAUAAUUAUAAUGUUAAUCUAAAUUAAUGACAAAACAAACAGACAAUUUUUUAUAGAAAAUAUGCCAUCAUCAAAUAAAAAAAGAUCUCUUAUUUUCUCAAAUUUCAUCUAGUAGAACUCAACUUAUGUUUUCAAUAUUUCCCUGUUUAGGCCAACUUGCAAUUAAUAGAUUUUAGUUUCAAAUUAGCUUUUGGUUCCAUUCAAGAUCUAUGGUUGCGAUUAAAAUUUUUCAAAAUACCAGACAUAUUCCCACCAUUUCCCUAUAUUUAUACUUAUGUCUAUUUAUUAUUAGUUUCCAUAAUUUUUCAAGGAAUUAUGUUGAAAAACUUGACUCCAUAAGCUAUAUUUAGCUCAUUUAUGCGAACACUGAUUAUAAUAUGAGAGUCAAAGCAGAUUAAAACUUUCAAAUGUCUUUUUAAACCAUGAUGUUAUUUGUUACAAGUUUUAAUUCUGUUUCAGUUUGAAACUUCAGUUUCAGAAAUAAUAUAUGGUUCUGACUAAUGAAUGAUGGGAGGAAUUAAAAAAAUAAUUAAAUUGAACAUUUUACUAACCUGUGUAUAAACAGUAAUUUCACCCAUCUCUUCAAUAAAUAAAAUUGCCACUUUUUUGAUAACUACUUCACUGAUUUAUAACAAAUGAGAAGGCUAAGGGAAUAAGAUGUUACUUGUCUGUAUUCUAUCUUCAGUUAGUUAAAAAAUUAUAUAUCCCAGGGAACAAUUAGGCCUAAUGUUUGAGAAAUUUUCUUUGGAUUUAUUUCUAGACUUUGAUAAAUUACUGUUGCUUGUUUAAUGUAGCAAAAGCAUGACAUAAAUUUCACAAUUAAAUAUUAGUUGACUUAAUGUUACAGGUAAUGCUUCAUCAUGUAAUAUAUACAAAUUUAAUGUUCAGGCACCAGUGUUAUACAAGUACAAGCAACUGAUAGUGACAAAUCGAAUAAAAACAACCAAGUGUCCUAUAUGAUUGAUGUAUUGAGUGCCAACACAUUUAGCAUAAAUAACACAGGGAUUAUCACUAUUAAAAAUAAACUGGACAGAGAACAGAUUGAGCAUUAUAACAUAACAGUUACAGCACUGGACAAUGGUCAGCCAACACAAACUUCUUCUGUAACUGUUUUCAUCAGUGUACUGGAUGUCAAUGACUCCCCACCACAGUUUAUUAGGGUAUGUUCUGAUGAAGCCUUCAGCAAUGUAGCUGACAAUGUUAAAAAGAGCUAUGAACUCAAAAUACCUUUUAUAAAGAGCCAAAUACAGAUUAUAACAUAAAAAAAUAUAAAUGUCACUAUCAUCUGAGAAAAAAGCCAUUUACUUAACAUUUGGAAUAUCUUAAAUUUAAUUUACAGUCUUUACAAACUGUGUUUUGAUAUUUAGUUUUAUGGGUUUUUUUUUCAAUUUAAAUUAAAGCCUAGGAAAUUUUUUAUAAAUGAAGAUAAUUUGUACAAUAGUUUAUCAACAGCUAUUAAAAGUUAAAUUUUUCCCCACCUUCAAAAGUGAAAUUUAUCAAAAUCAUUUUUUAUUUGUUCCUGUUUUUUGUUAGAUAAUGCACUAUUUGAGAUUUUCAUUAGUUGCUCCUAAAGAUAUAAUUUUAUCUUGAUUCCUUUAAUAAAAUAGUUUUUAUCACAACAUAUGUGUUACUAUUUGUACCUUACAUCACUCUUUAGUUAACAUAAUGUGAUUAAUUAGCCUAAUAAAGUAACAACCAUGUUUAUGAGAUGAAAAAAAGAACCUUUCAUCAUUAUUAGAAUAAAAUAUAAUCAUAUUUUUUUGUAUGCUUCGUUGGUUUAAUAUAAGCUUCUGGGCACUCAACAACUAGUUGACAUAAGAAAUGUUUUAUUUUUUAUGCCAUUUUAUUGAAGUUUUUUAAACAUGAACUUUGUUUGUAAGGGUAGAAUAAAAAUUAUUAAAACUUCUAGGAAUCAGCAACUACUGAAGUUACAGAGAACUCAAACAAAGACAUCUACACACUUGAAGCGGUGGAUCCUGAUGCAAACAACAACCUGAGAUACUCGAUUUUGUGGUCAGCUAGCUCAGGUGUUAAUGGUGCUGGGCAAUUUGUUGAUGGAAGCUACUUGCAGGUACCAAGAACCAUAGCUGAAUUUUAUGCAAAUUUAACCAGUUUUUUUUUUUUAAAGUGAGAAUUUGCAUUAGAGUAGAAAGUAAAAAAAAUAAACAUCAAAAGUUGAAUGCUGUUUUAUACAUAGCUCCACUUAAGAGUUAUUAUAUGCUAUACAAGAUAUCUACUUUUAUAAUUUAAAUAUGUAUAAAGACUUGGGUUUAUGCUUUUAGAAUACAUAAUAUUUUAAUAAAACCAAUUAUAAUUUUCUUUCAGUGUGUAAUAGAUCAGACACAAAAUGUUUUAGCCUUCAAAAAAAAUAAGAACAAGAGAAAAAGUUUAAGAUGUUUAACUUUGCUGUUUUAUUUAAUGUUAGAAGGUUAUUACUGAGGAUUCAAACUCUAGCCCAUGUGAGCUGCAAGUUAGGGCCAAUCUCACAAACUUAACAUUAAAAUAAAGAAACAACUAACUUACAGCUGUAAGCUACUCAUGCAGUUGUCUGUGGGGUCUAAGGUUGAGACUUUUGUUCUUAAUAAACUGAUGUAAAUCAUUUUUUAAUUACGGUAUAUUUUUUACUUGUGCUGCUCUAGAAAUAUAUAGAUAUCAACAGCUCAAAUGGAACAGUGUAUCCUAAGCAAAAUCUAGACAGGGAAGUGGUACAAAGACUUCAACUGACACUUCUUGUGGAAGAUCUUAAUGGUUUACCAGAUACGCAACAAAAUGAUACUGGUAAAUUUAAUGGCAGAAAUUAGAUCUAUACAGAUUAGCUUACUGAUAAAUGAAAAUAAAUUAAUUCAGAUUUUCAGCACCAAAUCACAAUAUGAAAUAUUUUAAUUCAAAUACUCUUUUACUAGUGUUCCUCAAUUUCCCUCCAUUUCUAUUCUCAUUUUGUUGUUGUUCAAAAUCUAACAUUUUACUUUAAUAAUACUUAAAUUUUCUUACCUCACAUAAUCUCCUUGAUAGUGUGAACCACAGAAUUACGUGGUAAGCAUGCUUUGGUUUUGAAUGACUUAACUUCCAUUUCUAACAUAGAGAAUUUUUUAUUUCUAAUUCUAUUUUGAAUCUUUUUUUGUCUCAUCUGCUGAAGAAGGCAUCUAAUUUAGACAUCCUUUUAAUUAUCCCGUCUUUUAAUUUCAAUCCUCAACAUACUUUGGUCCACUAUUUCACACAGCUGAACACAGUCCCUCAUAUAUUAUCCUUACUGAUCAAAUAGGAGUAUCUAAGUAUUUUGAAAAAGAUGAUGUAUUGCUUUUGGAACUUUAAAUUAAUUUUUUGUACACUUUUAAAAAUUAAUUAUUCUCUGCUGAGUUAUUUUAUUUCAUGGAGUAUCUUCUUUUGUCUAUCUGCAGCCAUGUUAACUGUGGUAGUGAAGGAUGUCAAUGACAACCCUCCCAAAUUUGUGGGUGCUUCCAAGUUUGUGGCCACCAUCCAGGAGAACAUGCCAAAUGGCAGUGAAUUAAAGUUUGUUAAUAUUUCAGCCCUGACCAUAGAUGACCCAGAUGGUGUAAGUUAUUUUAGUCUUGAAUCUUAUAUUUGGUAGUUUUCUAUAGCAUUUGAAUCUUAUGACCAAAAAUAAUUGCACAAAAGGUAAUAUUAUUUUGUGUUACUUGGUAGUUGUUUUGUACUGUGAGCCUACCCUACUUACAUUGUGCAUUAUAUCAAUCAAAUGAAUGAAAUUUUGUUUCCUCUUUCAGGAAGGAAAUAAUAAUUAUAUAAUUGCUUUGACUGGAAGUCCAGCUUUUUUAAUCUCACCAACUCGAGGAGCUGGAAGAGUCUCCUGUGUUGUAACUGUUGCUGACUCCAGGGUAUUGGAUUAUGAAGCACAACAAAAUUUCACACUAACUGUAAGCUUCUUUAAAUAAACUUGGCCCCUUGUGUUGAAUUUUUGUGUUGAAGUCAGUUACUGGCAUGCUUAAGAGUUAUAUAAAGUUAAACAAAAAGUGUCUAUAUUGUUUUUAUAAAUUUUGCAACCAAGAAUUCCAAUAUUAAUAAUUUUCUUUUGACAAGCAAGGUGUGCUUUAUGGCUCCGACAUAAUAACCAAAAAGUAGUAGCUUCAAAUUCCAUCAAGGAUUGUUAAAAACUAUAGGAAAAUUGCAGGGAGGAAUAUUGUUGUAGGCUUAAUAAGACAACUAUUUUGAAUGAAUAUCCAGAAUGAACUAAGUCAGAAGACAUCAACUAAUUAGGUGUGACAUUAAAAGUUGUGUGACUAAAAAUAAUUAACUGUAGUCAAUGUAUAAUGUGGCAAAGUUGACCCAAAAAACCCCCACCGCAACAGAGUUAGAAGACAAUCACCUUUCUAACUAUAAUUUUUCAUUUAGUAACUUAAUCAAAUAAAUAUUUAAAAUCACCUUAUUUAGCUUAUUUAUAAUGAGCUGGGGCAUAGAAUUUCAUCCCGUCAAGUUCCAGACCCUGUCAGUCUCCAGAAGCAGAUCCCCUCUGCACCACCCUUACGAAUUGCAUGGCCAUAUUCUUAAACCAGUUUCCUUGGUAAGGUACCUCAGUGUUAUCAUUCAAAGAGUGGUCCGCUGGGACGAGCACAAUAACAAUGUGUACAACCGGGCAAACAAGGCCCUGGGGUUCCUUGAGGUGACAUCUGAAUAUCGGCAACUCAAAUUGGAAAUAAAAGGCAUAUAAAGCCUUUGUCGGGCUGUUUUAGAGUACGGAUCUUCAGUCUGGGACCCAAUCACCAGAAAAAACAUUGACAGUUUGGAUGCGGACCAGUGACGGGCAGCAUGCUUUGUCCUGAACCGCUACAGCAACACCUCAAGUGUUUGCAGCUUGCUGGAAACACUGGGCUGGUCACCACUGGAGGAACGACAACAACUAUCCAGGCUCUCCAUGAUGUACAAGAUAAAAAAUGAGCUGGUCCAAUGCUCCAGCAUUAAACAGAAACUCGUCUCUCUCCCCUUAGACAGUGACGAGGCCAUGACAGGCAGUUCCGGUUCAUAAAAACAAGAACUCAGCAUAGGAACUGCUCAUUUCUGCCCAAGACAAUACGGGACUAGGACAAGCUUCCAAAAGCAACAGUUGAGGUGACUACACUUGACACGUUUGAGUCUAUUGCCUCCUGUCUUCCAACCCCCAGUUCAUAAUACCAUUGCUGAGUAGCCCUUACAACCAGUGAAGUAUCAUCCCCUUCAAAACCAUGCACAGUUACAUCACAAAUUCCUCUGAAAUAUAGGAGCCAGAAUGAUCAAUACAUUGAUCGUGGGCCUUCAAAAUAUAGAAGAAGAAGAAAUAGGAGGUGUUCAGUACAUCUGUCAAAGAGGCGGCAUCCUGGCUCACCUGGAUACUGCAUCUGGCAGCGGGUGCAAACAAUGGCUGGUACAAAGGAAACCGUCCCUUAUCUGAAAACUGUCCUCAGGGAGGGGAAUGUGUUGAGUGGGUGACAAAAGGGCAAGUGCUGCAACAGCUGCAUCCACAUGAUGUGGUCCCAAAGCGUGAGAGGGAACCGCUGAUGUGGUUACACACAACGACAUCUCACAGAUUCUUGUCACAUCUGAAAACAAUGAGAGGCAGUGAAGAGAAAAUGUCGUGGGUGUCAGGGUUGGAAACAAGAACGGGUUUAAAAGAACAAGUUUGGCUAGGAGAUCAUGAUGAUAUGUGAAAAUAAGUUUGAUCCUAUUCCCAUUGUCAAAGGCAUCAGCAAUAUUUUUAACCUUUUGAAGGGCUGAUGAAAAGACUAGCUCCGGAUAUGACCUACAUCAAAAAUAGUCAGUCAUCUCAGUGCCUUGUCCCAAAAGUCAUCCUCAGACUGGCAAAAUUGAAAAAAGGGAAUCUUUUUAGGAUUUAGGGUCGAAAGAAAAGUAGAGUAAAUAACUCUAAAUAAAUAAUUUACCAGUAAUUUAAAGUAGAUAGAGGUGAGUAGGCUGUCUUUGUGUAGGGUGACUGUAAUGUCCAAAAAAGUUAACUGAGGUCUCAGAGGCUCAGAGACCAUUGAUGUGAAUUUAAUUGAGGGGUGGAAAGAACAAACAGCAAAGUUUAUGAAUAGAUCAGGUUCACUCAUCUCCAUAGUGGUGACCUCAAUACCAUUAUCAAUGUACCUUUUGUAAAAUUCAGGGAGGCGUCCAGUGUAGAUUUUAUUCUAUCAUGUGUUUGAAAUAUCCCAUGAACAAACAUGCGUCACAUUUAGUCCCCACAGCAAUAUUUCUAAUUUGGUCUAAUAAUUGAAAUGAAACGGAAGUCUCAAGGAACAAAAGAAGCAGUAGAAAUCUGAAAGUGUUUGGUAGAGAUCACAGGAUGAUUUAGGGUGAAUAAAUUUAAGACCUUUAGGGAGAUGUGACCUUUCGUCAUUAAAGAAUGGGAGGUCGGGGGGAUGUUGCAUAUGACUAAGUUGUUACCAGUGACUCUUUGAUGAGGUUUUAAGCUGUUGGUGGGCUUAGGCUUAAGUUGUCAAGUUUUUAAUUUUCUUGUUACAGUUCUAUGAACGAAUUUUAAAAUGUGUCAUUAGUUCAUCUUCCAUUCUUUAAAUUGUUUUCUUUUAAAAUGUCAGGUUACAGCCUCAGAUAUUCAUGAUGUGUCAAUGAACAGUACAAUCACCAUUACAGUUGAGCUAAUAAACGAAAAUGAUAACAUACCACAGUUUGUGGGUGCCCCUUACAUAGGAAAUAUUACUGAAGGAUCUAAAGAAAACACCAUUGUGACAACAAUCCAUGUAAGCACAACUAUAUUAUACUUGUCUGGUUUAAGAUUAAUUCCAAUGUAAAUAUUUUUACACAAUUUAUUUUUAUCAUCCAAAAGUGCUAAUUUGGAUUGACAGUUUCAUUCCUGAUCUUCCAUAAUGUCAAAAAAUAAACUUUCAUCAUCAGCAUAGCUUUCCAAUACGGACACAUCUAUUAGUCACGUAGGUAAUGAUAAUCAAUCUAAGCUUCAUUGGAUCAUCUCAAAUGCUCAACUGAACAUAUCAGAACAAGACUCUCUCUUAAAUCAUUGCACUACUCAGAUAGACCUCUUUUUUUCAUUCUGUGACAUGCCAGUGACCCCCUUUAGAUAAUUUACUAGUGUUCACUUAGACAUUGUAAACUGUAGUUAGGAGUCCUCAUGUUGAAGUUGUUGAUUAAGGUUCAUACAUGUUUGUGUUGACGACUUCACUGAUGCUAUACCAGUGUCUAUUUUAAAAAUGUUGACCCUUGACUUGAGAUGGUUACUUCAUGCUUACAUUAUGUUGACUCACUUGUGAAUUCUUUUACUGUUAUAUGUUUUUAUAACAUAAUGCCAAUAUUCAUUAUUAAAAAUUGUGUUUCGUUCUUAUCUUCUAUUCCUUAUUGUUUAUUCUUGAAUAAUGUUACAAUAUUUUGUAUAUCACAUUUUAUCGAGCUGUUAUUACAAAAAUUAUUUUAAAUAAUUCUUAACACUUUAUAAGGAAUUAAGUAAAGCUGACAAAAAAAAGAUUCAUUAUGCAAACAAUUGAUUGAAGAUAUUAUUAUAAAUUUACUAUGUUACCUUAUCUAUUUAUUCAGGCUAACGAUUCAGAUCUUGGGGCUUUUGGGAAAGUGAAAUAUUCUCUAAAAGAUGAUAAUAAGAGGUAUGUUUUAGAGAUUGUUCAUUAAAUUUGUUUUCCAUUUGUUUUAUGUUUGCUACAGCUUUACCAAAUUAAAUAAUUUGUGACUUUUUUCUUUUAAGGUUUGCAAUUAAUGAGAUCUCAGGCUUGGUUUACUCAUUGGUCAGUGACCUAGAUCGUGAAGCAACCCCAAGUUAUACUGUAACUGUGACAGCAACAGAUCUGGGAAAUUUUACGGCCAUGUCACAGCUGACCAUUUACCUGCUGGAUGUUGAUGAUGAGCCUCCUGUAUUUACACAAUCGGAAUAUAAUAUGGAAAUAUCAGAAGGUUCAAGCCAAUUUGUAUCAGGAUUUAUAGUACAUGUGAGUUCAAUUGCUUAUUCAUUUUAUUCUCAUUGCAUUGAAAUCUAGGUCUAUAUAACUUACAUUUUUUUAAAAUAACAAAUGUUUAAUUUUUACUUUAUACAUUAACAUUGAAUAUUAUAGUGCACAUACUUAAAAUUUUGUUAAUGAACACAACACAGUUUAUGGAAACAAAUUAUUUGUGAUACAUAAUUUUAAGUAGAUUAAUUCCAAAGAAAACAAAAUAAUUUUCAAUUAUAAAAUUUAUUUUUUAAAAUAUCUUGCAACAGAUAAAAUAAAUAAAACUCUUUUCAACCAGGAGUUGGUCUUAAUGUUAAGUGGGGUUUCUUUUAUUUAUUUCUUAGGCCAUGGAUAGAGAUGAGCCUAGUACACCAAACAGUGAUGUUAGGUACUCUCUACUCGAUGAUGGACAGCGCUUUUAUUCUAAUCUCAAAAUAAAUGAAACAAGUGGUGAAGUUGGCAUUAAAACUCCACUUGAUUUUGAAGAUAUUCCUGGUGGAGUUUUUUCUCUGACUGUUCAGGCUCAAGACCAAGGAACACAUCAUUUAAAUACUACCAGCAAAAUCACUGUAAAAGUUACAGAUAUCAAUGACAAUUCUCCAAUGUUUAAUCAAACCCACUAUAAAUAUAACAUUAGUGAGAAUGCCAGUGUUGGUAAGUAGAUGUGCUGAAAUAAUUUCUGAAAUUAAAUAUUAAUAGUAGUUUCUUUUAAACAUAGAAAAAAAAGUAAAAUGAUUGUUUUUAAGAAAUCAAAGAUACCUGAGAUUGAAGAGAAGGAGAAAUAGGCGUGAACAAAUUUUUCUUGAUAGUUUUUAAUAGUGUUUAUAUUUAAAACUUUUGAAAAUUGACAUUUGAUAUACCAUUUAAAUUUAACAUCUGAAGCCAUUUGUUUUUAGACAUUCCAGUAUACAUGGAGGGAAAAUAAGUUCAGUUUAAACCAGGCAUGAUAGUGUAACAAUCUUUCAGUUAAUUUUUAUUCUUGGUAAUGUAAAUCAGUUAUGUUUGUAAAAAUAUAGGCCAGCUAUAUUCCUGGAGUCUUUUAUGUUCAACACAUUUAUAAGUUGAUUAUUGUGUCAUUAAAACUUCUCAAUGAUAUCAUAUCUGAACAGAACUUAAACCAUUAAAAAAAUAUUAUGAGUUAUAAUAAUUAACUUUUAUUUUUAAGUGUAAUUUUAUGUCUAUUAUAUAAUUGAACUAAUGCUCCCUUUGAAAUUUUUGCUAUACAUUCUUUUAAAGUUUUAAUAUAACCAGGGACUCUUCUAGAUGAAAACAUUAUUCAUUCAUGCUUUUUAACCUGCAUUGACAUGGGAUAUCCAAAAGUGUUUUAAAUUCAUCCAGGUCCUGUGCUUUCCUUUAUUGUUGGUUAUAGGUGUAUCCUAUCCUUUGAGUGUCUGCCUAUAGUUAAUUUCUUCAUUUAUUUUUAGAUUAAGAAUUUCAUUGGCCUAUUCGUUAAGUAAUCCUAUAUUUCUUGGGAAUUUUUUAAAGUGUGGUAGUAUGACAAAAUAAAUAUAAUUAUUAAAAAAAAAUUUUUUGCCCUAUUAAUAUCCAAGCUUUCUGAUUGCUUUAUUUUAAAAUAUUUUUUCUAAUAAUUAUGCCUUGGUUGUGGUUACUUAUUUAAUUUAAUUUAAAUUUAUCACAGUGCUUUUUAAAAUUGUGUAUCAACAUAAACAUUGAUUAUUACAUCUUUUCAUUCAAGACAAAAGUUCUUUGAAAGUUUCAAAGAAAUUAGCAAUUUAUUACGUUAUUAGAUUUGCCUGUUGUAUCAGAUCUGAUCAAAUGGAAUUAACUACAAUAUUAUUUGUACUGUAUAUUUGCUCAUUAAAAUGAUCUGAGCUUUAUAUUGUAAGAUUGUAUUUUUCUAAUUACUCUAUUUGGCUAAGAUCUCAAUUAUAGCCCAUCUCAUGAUUUUUUUUUACAAAUUAUCUUGAAAUGGAUCUGAAACAAAAUAAUUGAUGUAAAAAUCUUUUAUAAAAAUUAAUUUAAAAUACCAUUAAAUAUGAUUCUAAUGUUUUUGUUAGGGGACUUUGUUGGUCAGGUCAAUUCAAGUGAUUCUGACCUUUCACAUGAGAACAACCAGGUGACGUAUGUGAUAGAUGUCCUCAGUGCUAAUAAAUUUGAAAUAGAUACAAAAGGGAUUAUAAGCGUAAAAGAAAAACUGGACAGAGAACAGACUGACCAUUAUAACAUCAUAGUUACAGCACUAGAUAAUGGUCAUCCAACAUUAACAUCCACUGUAACAGUCACUGUCAGCUUACUGGAUGUCAAUGACUCACCACCACAGUUUACUUGGGUAGGUACAUUUCUUUUUCUUUGUCAUGUUCAUAACUUUAAUAUUUAAAUUAAUAUAAUUAUAUAUUUGAUGCUUAUUUAAUAGUCCUCUUUUAAUCACACUGAAAACACUUGCCUCUCAAAUAUGGGGCUACAGCUAUUAAUCUGCUUAUAAAAUAAAUAGCUCACUAACUACACUACUUAACACCAAAUAUGUAUUAUCCAAAAGUAUCUGGGUUUUUUUUUGUAUUCACUGAGGACAAAUCAAAAUCAAAUUUAUUUAUUACUAUAAAGGUUCUAAGCCAAAAAAAAAUAUUUAAAAAAAUUUAUAUUCUGCUAUGGAUUUUCGGAUUUAAUGUUAAACAAAUAAUGUAUUAAUUUUAUUGAUAAGGACAUUGAUUUGGUUUCAUUUCAUGAGGGAAAAUUUGGUUUAUUUUACCUUUCAUAAUAAAGCUUUAACAAAAUAAAUAUCAUUACUAUUUGUAUUAGAAUUUAAAAUAAAAACCAACUUGUCAUUAAUUGAAAUCAUCUUUGUUUUUCAUAGCACUCGGCGACUAAGUCUGUCAAAGAAAAUUCUAGGGUUCUUUUAGCUUUUAACACAGCUUCCGAUUUAGAUGAAAUUCCUGCACUUGUUUAUUCUAUUUUGUGGGAUGAAAGUUCUGGAGUUGAUGGUGAUGGGCAGUAUCUUGAUGGCAAUGUGUUGAAGGUAAUUUGAUGAAAUAGUGAAUAUUUGCAUGAAUUUUGCUUAGGCCAAUCAAAGUUGGACAAAAUACUUAAAUGAUGUGCCAAAAUUUCUAGGUGCUAUUUAAUUUUAAGAAAUAAUUGCCUUAAAAUUAUUAUUGAAUCCCAGAAUCACAUCAACGUAGAAAAAACAACUGGCAACAUUUAUCCUAUCCAGACACUGGACAGGGAGGCCACUCAGAGGUUUCAGCUCAUCUUACUUGUCACUGAUAGUAAUGCUGUCGGUUCACCCCAAAACGAUACAGGCAAGGAUUUUUUUUUAAAAUUUUGUUUUAUCUUUAAUAUUUAUAAAUUUCCUGCAAUAACAAUUGUAAGAUACACCCAAAGCAGGACAGUUACUAGAUGGUAUAAAUUACAACAACUGUUAGUUUGAUACUUGUAUCAAGCAAUUGCUGUGACUGUGUCUUUUUAAGACAAAAUUGCAUUGCAGAAUGUCUUAUUAUUUAAUACAGCUGGUAAUAUUAUUCUAAACCAUUUCCUAUGUGAGAGUUUGGCACAUGGCAGGAUAGUUACUUUAUGUAACAAGCUCAAAUUGAAUGAUGAUAAGACUGAGCUGAUCCCCAUCGCGACCCCUCAGAAGCAAAAAUCUGCAAAUAACAUGACAUCAAUUACUCUCUCAGGUGUGCAUAUUGAGUUAGCUCAAACAGUGCAUUACCUGGGUGUCUACCUAGAUAGAGGACUAACUUUGGAAAGUCACAUUAACAUGCUGUGCAAGGCGAUUUUUCUAGAGCUGCGCAGGAUUAGUCACAUCAGGCCCUUCUUAACAAUUGAUGCAACAAAGAGGCUGAUGUCUGCAUUUGUGCUAUCACGCAUGGACUAUUGCAAUGCUCUCAUGGUGGGUCUUCCAGCUAUGCUCCUGGAUAAAAUUCAAAUAGCACAGAUUAAUGCGGCUCGCAUUGUUCUUUGUAAACCCAAGUUCGACCAUUCUAAAACACUUCUGAGAGAGUUGCACUGGCUGCUGGUGCGUGCUUGCAUAGAGUACAAAAUUGCAACUUUGUGCUACCGCUGCUUACAUGACCUGGCGCCGUCCUAUCUGAAAGAGCUGCUGACGCCUUAUGUACCCACUAGACAACUCCGCUCAUCCGAUAGUGGCAAACUCUCGACACCACGUGUUUGCCUUGAGACUUACGGAAAGCGCACGUUUGCAUUUGCUGGUCAAACAAUUUGGAACACCCUUCCUGUCGCUCUCAGAAACAACCAGACACUGGAGUCCUUUAAAACUGAUUUAAAGACACAUCUAUUUCGCAAACACUUUCUGGGAUGAUUGUCUACUAUAUCUUCCAUUUAUUGCAUAUUAGCUGUGUUGCUUAGGGUUGAAAUGGGUAGAAUGACUUUAACUUGGCAUGCUUGUAAUUAGUUUUGUAGUGUUGCGUUUGUUUUAAAUGUGGUAAAUAAUAGAUUGUUGACUUUGUACCGCGCUUGGAGCUUUUGGGGAUGAAGCAUGUUUUUCAAAUAAACUUUAUUAUUAUUAUGUAUAUUCACUAGUUGGAUACUGUAGUAUCAUUGGCUUAUAAGCACAUUGCAGUAUGUGUAACCAGAAGGAUAUAAUAUAAGAGUUAGUAUAUGCUCACAUACACACUGGUAUCUAAUUCCAUCUAAUCUAAGAAUUCAGUGGACACUUGUAUGUUCAGCCAUCACUAUAGCAUGUUUACAAGUCAAAUUGAUGGAGCUAGGUAGUGAUUAAAACACUGCCUAAGAGUGAUGAAUAGAAAUCUUCCAUUACUAACCAUAACAAUUGCAUUCUACAAAUACAGAAAUAUAAAUGCUUCAAUGCUUAUACUUACAAAGAUUCCAAAUGUACAGAUGAACGAUGGAGCUCUUUAGGGGUAUGAUUAAUACUUUGAAUGCAAAAACAAAUUGGCGCACACACUAUAAAUAAACCUAUCAGGGAGCAUCAACGUCACGCAUUGAAUAGGCUUCUGGCAGAUUUCCUGAAGUAAAUUGACAAUUCCUAGGGACUAAAACCAAAUGAAAAUGUCGAAAUCCUGGACCAAAACCCAGAAGACAUACAUGUGUUUGAUCAUGUUUUGUCUCUGCUAUCUAAGAUACACUUUAAUUAUAGUUAAAUGGUCUUUGAGAUAUUUUAAAUAAAAGAGGUUGGGACCCCCAUGGAUGAAUGUGAAAACUCCCAUAAUUACUUAAUAUUACAAUAUCCUCCAAAUAUAAUAAUAAUAAUAAUAAUAAUAAAGUGUAUUUCAAAAACACGCUUCAUCCCCAAAGGCUCGAAGCGCGGUACAAGAAAAAAAAAAAAUCUAUAAUUUACCACAUUUAAAACAAACACAACACUACAAAAACUAAUUACAAGCAUACAAUGUCAAAGUCUUUCUACCCAUUUCAACCCUGAGCAACACAGCCAAUAUGCAUUAAAUGGAAAAUAUGGAAGACAAUCAUUGUUUAAUCAAAUAAAUGUGUCUUUAAAUCGGCUUUAAAGGACUCCAGUGUCUGAUUUUCUGAUGCUAAGUAUAGAGAUUAAAAUCCCCUUUCUGACAAGAUAUAACAAAAUACCCUGUAAAUUUUUGAACUUAUGCAAAAGGCACAAAUUUUAAUAUUCUAAGUGGUGAGGGUGGAACCAUUCAUGCAAUGUUGUGGUAGCCUAACCCCAGGUUAAAUUCCACCUUUCAAAAUAUACUACUGUUUUCAAUCAUUUAAUGUUUUAUAUUUCAGCUAAUAAAAACUCAUAAUGAUUCUCUUUAAAUGUUUAGGGCAUUAAUGUAAAUAGAGGACAUAUCUGCUUUUUCUGAAAAUGCAACUCUGUUUUGUCUAUUAGCAAUAGUUUCAGAUAGCAAUAUGAUGGGGGUUAUGUCAUUUGUAAUUAAAAUGUUUAAAUUAUUUUCAAUGCAAGUAUAGGUAUAUCAAAGGUUUAAACAAAAAUGGAGUUGGGGUUAAGGGGCGAUAAUUUGAUCCAUUUAUUUAUAUAGACUAUUUCACUCAUUCUCAUCCUCAUUAAAUGAAAAUAAGAAACUAAGAAAUAAAUUAGCCUAAAUGGAAAGUGUAUUUUUUCUAAUAGCUAUGCUGACAGUAAUAGUAGAGGACGAAGAUGACAACUCUCCCCAUUUUGUGGGUGGUAACAGUUUUCAAGCCAGCAUACAAGAAAAUAUGCCAGCUGGUACUGAAGUUAAAUUGGCCAACAUUUCAGGUUUAACUAUUGAUGAUCCUGAUGCUGUAAGUAAUAUUGUUUCAUUUAAACAAGAAUUUAGAACUAAGUUAUAGAAAACAUAAUAAGGAACUAAAUAUGUUUUGAUUUUUACAAAUAAAAUACAAAUCUAUGGUAAAGUUGAUUUUAUAUUAUUUUUAAAAAAAAAUGUUUGAUCUCUAUCUAAAAGAAAAUGCACAUAAUUGCAUUAUAAAACAUUCUAAAGUUAAGUUAUAUAUUAAUAAAUAAUAUUAUAAAGUCAUUAAGUUCAUCCAACUAAAGCUUCAAAGAAAGCAAGAUCCACCUUCUUGCCAUGAGUAGUUCCUGAAACCCUUUCUCCUGAGUGCAAGCAUAGGUAUGGAAAUUAAAUUUAUUUUAAAUUUUGUAAGCAUGUCAAUUAUGAAAUAAAAUUGGAAUGUAAAUAAAGGACAUUUAAUUUCAAACAGUUUGGCAACAAUAGGUACAAUAUAACUUUGGAAGGAAGUCCUGCUUUUACCAUCACUCCUUCCUAUGGUGAAGGCAAAACAGUGUGUCUAAUUUCAGUCGCAGAUGCUGGUUUACUAGACUAUGAAAAGCAUAGGAGUUUUCAUCUGAAGGUCAGAUAAUUAUAAAUCAUUUUUAACCUUAUCUUUAAAUAAAAGUAUUUGUGUGUACAUUUUUUAAUAUGAAUUAAGCUCUCCAGAAUUCCAAAUUAUUUCAUAUUUAUCAAUUUCUUAUUUAUGUAUAGCUUCUCUUUGUUCAUUCAUUUUUAUUUAAAAAUUAAGAUUCAAUUUAAGGUUAAAGAUAUUUUAUUCUUAACAGGUAACUGCUACUGACCACAGCUCGACCAAACUUCAAAGCAAUUCUGCCAACAUAUUUAUACAAGUUCUGAAUGAAAAUGACAAUAUUCCAGAGUUUCAUGGUUCACCAUUCCAUGCUAGCAUUUCUGAAGACAGUACAAAUCACACCAGCAUUAUAAAAAUUAAUGUAAGUUAGCCUAUGUCUGCUACAGAGGAUAUUUUCUCUGGUACCAAUAUAAUAUCACAAUAAUACAAUUUGUAUCUUUAUUGUCAUUAAACUGGUGAUUUGUUGAAAAAAAAUUACCCUCAGAAAAUGUUUUGUGUGUGACUUAAUAUUUAUAAAACACACCUACUGAUAAAAAAAAAAUGAUUCUUAUCAAUAUUCAUUAUUAACUUUGGUAUGAAGAGUCAAGUUACAGGUAUUGCAAUUUUUGGAAUAGUAUUUCAAACAUAGGCAACAAACAAAAGUGAAAUAUAGCUUUUUUAAACUUUGGACAUAUUUAUUUUUUUAAAUUAACCAAAAGGUAAAAUAAACUCCACAUUGAAAGGUACCUAAUGUUUUAAUGGAGGACGGCUUCACUUAUAAACGCUUUCUACUCUCGUUCUUAUCUUCUGCCAUCAUUGCUGCUCAUUAGUGACUAGUUCUUGUGAGACUGUUAUUUCUUUAUCAGAUUAUAACAUUUUCAAAUCUUAUUUAGUUCUAAUUGAAAAAAUUGAUUCUAGCUUUGUUCAUGUCAAUAUUCAUCUAUUCAUCAGGAUUUGAUAAAUGACAUAUAUUCAGGUUCCUUUAUAAUAAUUAACACUUUGAUCUUCUUGAUUUUUCUUUGUUAUAGAUGUAAUUUUUUAUCAUUUUGGGUUUGAUGUUAUUUUUCUCUCUUCAAUCAAGGCCACUGACAAAGAUUUAGGACGUUUUGGGGCAUUGUCAUUUUCUAUUAAGGAUGACUCACAUAAGUAAGUGUUGGCUAUGAAAAGAGAUUAGUCAAAACUACAUUUGACUAAAUAGAACUUUAUUUAAACCCAUUGAACUAUAUUUAAAAUAUAAAUCUAUCAUCCAUCCAUCCCUGUGGCACUACAGCCAUGGCCUGCCUCACCACUUCCUUCCACUCAGACCUAAAUAAUGCUUUUCUCUUCCAUGCUUGGAUUCUCAUCCACUGUAGUAGAUCUUUUUCUGCAUCAUCCGUCUAUCUAAGCCUAGGUCUGCCUUUGAGCCAUUUUCUCUGGAGUUUUAGUGGUGCACCCUCUGUUCUCCUCAUUCAUUUGGCAUUCUAUCUAAGUGUCCCGCCCAGCGUAGCCUGCCCUUUUUUUUAUUUCUGGUACUAGUAUGGGAUCCUGAUAUAGAAUAUAAAAUGUCAAUUUUAAUAUAAUAAGCCUAACCAUAUAUCUUUGAAAACUUCUUCCAGUUUUGGCAUUAACAGUUCCACGGGGGAUGUGUAUUCAAUAACUAGUGGGUUUGAUCGUGAGGUUACACCAAGUUAUAUAUUGACUAUCACAGUCAGAGAUGGAGGAAAUUUUAUAGCCACUACGCAACUGACUAUAAAUGUAGCUGAUGUUAAUGAUGAGACUCCCUCAUUCACACAAGCCAAUUAUAAAGUGACCAUUGAUGAAAAUAAAAAAUAUUUUUUACCAGGAUUUUUUGUGCAGGUGAGCAUUUCCCUUUGAUCUUAAUUAAAGUGCAAGUAGAAACUAGAUUUUCUUGAUACAGUGCAGCAUACAAUAUUUAAAAGUAAUGCCAAUUAGUCAUUAUAUAUAUAAAAUUAACAAAACAAAAUUUUAAUGUAAUAAGAUAUGGUGCUUUUUAAAAUAAAGUUAUCGGAAGUAAAUAUAUUUUGAUGUUCUCUCUAGAUAAAGUCAUUUUUUAAAAUUUAAGCACUCCAAAAUAAUAUUUUUUGUAUUUGAAAUAUUUUUAAAAAAAUUGUAGAAAUUUUACAUAUUUUAUUUGUAAAAACCUAUAUGGUUUCCCCUUUUCCAGGCUACAGACAAAGAUGAGCCAAACACCCUCAACAGUAAUAUUACAUACAGUUUGGUCAAUGCAGGAAAAAACCCAGAGUCAAACUUUAGAAUUAAUGAUAUAACUGGAGAGCUGUAUCUGAAGGAAUCACUAGACUAUGAAAAACUCAACCAGACUUAUAGAGGAGGUAUUGCUCUCUUUGUUGAAGGCAAAGAUCAGGGAGUGCCACCCAAAUCUGGCACAGCUGUUAUUACAGUCACUGUUGUAGAUGUUAAUGACAAUUCUCCACAGUUUAUCUCAAGCAAUGGACCCUUCAUAAUAUUGGAAAAUGUUACCUUGGGUAAGUAUAUUGUAAAGUAAAUGGCAAUAUUUAUGAUCUUAAAUGAAAGUAUACAUAAAUUCCUUCAGCAAUAACAGGACAAAAUGGGGUCGGCAGAAAUUUUAUAUAAAUAUUAUAAAUGACAGGUAUUACUUUAUUACAUUUACAUAUGGACAUUAGCAGUAAUAUUUUUGUUUCAUUUUGUCAUUAAGAGAAUUGUCAUUAUGUCAGAUUUGUGUAACUCUUUCAGUCACAGCUGGGAGACUUAUAUAAGUAAUAUUACUAAAAACUAAAGGACUCACAUAAUUAUAUUUUCCUAAUAUUUUUCUGACAGAUUCAUAGAUACUAAAUAACUUUUACAAUAGUUUAUUAAAAUUUAUAUUAUUUCUUCUUGUGUCUAGUGAGUAGUUAAGUAAUAUUAGCAGGUUCACUGCAUUUGCCCAGGAAUUUUUAGAUGCAUAGAAAAAAAUUAUUAAAUAAAUCUGAAAGGGAUUUACUUUAUGUUUAAUAAGAAACAUUGCUUACUUCCAGUUAAUGAAAGCUAAGAACAUAUAAAAAAAGGUAUAAAAAACAGAUCAAAACAAAAAUUGUAGGAACAUUCAAAAAGUUUAUUGAAAUUAAUAAUUUAUUUAAUCUUAUUUUGAAAAAACCAGGACACCAUGUUGCCCAGAUUCAAGCCAGAGAUAACGAUACUUCACCAAGUAACAACCAAAUAACAUAUAUGAUAGAUAUUCUAAGUGCUAACACAUUUAACAUAGAUAACACAACAGGGUGUAUCACAGUUAAAGGUCAGUUGGACAGAGAACAGAUUGACCACUAUGACAUCAUAGUUACAGCACUGGACAAUGGUAAUCCACCACUAACAUCUACUGUAACAGUCACUGUCAGCUUACUGGAUGUCAAUGACUCACCACCACAGUUUACAUGGGUUGGUGAACAUAUUUUCUUUACAUAAUAAGUGUACACAGAUUUUUAUCAGUUUUAAAACUUCUUACUUUAGACUACUUUUUAAAACAUGAAGUAAUGUUUUUUCUAAAUUACAUUUAAUAUAAUGAAUUGAUGUUGUGCCACUUACUGACUUUUGCCUAAUGAUCUAGUUGAGGAAUAAAUAAGCAGAAUUAUGAAAACUAAUACCUAUGGGAAUUAUUUAUUUCAUUAAAAAUAAUUGGACAUUUUACAAAGCUGAUGGCCUUUUGUCAAUGGUCUGUUUGAAAUGAUCUUUGUUUUUUUUUGGGUGUGGAUUCAAUUUAUUUUUAGAUAAAAAAUGGCAACGAAAAUGUUGUUCUUGAAUUGUGUCUUUUAACCCCAAUAGUUAUAAAGCAAUUUUUUUCUAAUUCCGUGAAGCAAAGGACAUAAAUUCAAGUAGACUUGAAAUACCCGUUAGUUUUAAAAAAAAAUGUGGGUACCUCCUUAAAGUUUAGUCUGUUGAUUUUAGCUAUCCAAAAAUGUCCAUAACUGGAGAGAUGGCUAAUAGUGUUUGCUUAAAUUUGAAAAUUAUGGAAUUAAAAUUAAAAGUAAAUAAUUAAUCAAGCUUUUGUUAAUGUUUAUACUUUAUGUAAAAUGGAACAAUAUAAAUAUUUCUGACUUUGGGAGGUUGGCAUGUAAGCCUUAGUGUAUUUAUAUUUUCUUUCUUUCACAAGAAUUGAUUUAUAAACUGUUUAUAUCAAUUGUAAAACUUGAAUUCAACCAUCCUAAAUUUUCAGGACACAAGGACAGUAAACAGUAGAGAAAACGUCAAAGCCAUGAUAGGAGUUGACAAGGCCACAGAUCAUGAUCUUGACAAGGAUUUAUUUUACUCCAUUGUCUGGUCUGAGAGUUCAGGCAUUGAUGGGGUCGGCAGAUAUGCCAAUGGAUCAAAAUUACAGGUUAGUCAAAUAAAUCAUCUCGUUUUAUUUGGUAUUUCUUCAUAAGCCUUUUUAAUAAAACUGUCACUGUAGUGAACAAUAUUUUGAAUGCAGAAAAAAACAAAAAAUCAAGCCUUCUGAAGCUAAAAAUAUGUUGUCCAUCUAUUUGAUUUCUGAUUACAACAACAUUUAUCUUUAUUUUCUUUGUAUUUCAGAAAUACAUAGGAAUCAAUGCCACAAGUGGUGAAAUUUUUGCUAUAGAAAAUCUUGAUAGAGAGGCCAUACAACGAUUUCAACUGACUUUGAUGGUGGAGGAUAGAGCAGCAGUAGGACAACAACAAAAUGAUACAGGUAGAGCUUGUUCUGUACAUGGAGGAAUGUAGAUUGUAUGAUAUUGCACUCAAUGAAAAUUCCUUGCAACACCCCUGGUACCUUAUUGUGUCAACCAUAAACUGCUCCCCUGUAACCACAGGCUUUGUACUUUUGCCAAACUCUCUUCCAGCUAAAAUUACACAAUUGUAUCUUUACCAAUUUAUAGUUUGAACUAACAUUUUAAGAAUAUACCCACCUAUUGGAUAAUUUUUUUUUCAUCCGAAACUGUACAUUUUUAACCAUGGCUGCAGGCCAAAGUGCACAGGCCGAAAUGGCCACUUGAUCUGAAUGAUGAUGAUGAAGAACUCAAAACUUUCAAAAUAUUACUGAAAAAGCAUUCCCAGUAAUAACAUUCAGAACAAUAAAAUAAGAAGGCCAAGAAAUAAUUUUCAUUUCAGUGCUUCAUUUAAAAUACUUUUUAAUUUUUAAACUAGUUUUUUUAAAAAUAUUCUAUUAAUUCAUGUUAUGAAAAUAGCGAUUUGAAAUUAUAAUGUUAAAGCUAAAUGAUUCAUAUAGGAUGGGUGCUUACCAUGUAGAAGAAUGCAUAGCUUUGAUGCUUUGAAAAAAAUAUUGUUGUCAGUCCACAUCUCAAGAAUAUAUUUUAUUUUCUGACCCAUUUAAGCCUAAUGAAUCAUUGCACAAAGUUUACAAUACCAAAACCCAGGUUUUCUUGCUUAUUUAGAAUACCAACCACAUUUUGUUGUUAAUUUAACAAUAACCUUUUUCUGCAUACUUUCUACACAGCCAUUUUAACAGUCAUCAUUGAGGAUUCUAAUGACAAUUCUCCUGUGUUCUUGAAUGGAAAUAACUUCACAGCUAGGAUAAGAGAAAACAUGCCUAUAGGAAGUGAGGUUAAAUUUCAGAAUGUGACAGCCCUUGUAGUUAAUGAUGCAGAUGAAGUAAGUCACAUAAAAUUAUAAAUGUAAAUAAACUUUUUGAGUUUUACUUAAAUUUCUCAAUAGGUAUCUCUUCCAUGGACAUGAUUUGAAUUUAUUUUAUAUCUAAAUGACUAGCGUAAAGCGUUUUCAUUUAUUUGAAUUAGACUGGUUGGAAAAUGAGAAAUAGGGAAAUAAAUCUGUUGAAAAUAUUUCAAAUCCAAAAAUGGCAAGUUUAAAUUAAACCUAAGCUUGAAGAAUUUUAGAGAGAAGGAUGAGAUUGAGAGGCAUUUAAUUUAGAUAUAAAAACAUCCCUCUUUAUUGCUGAUUAGGAAAGUAAUUUUUGAAUGGUGUAUUUGUUUAUAUAUUACUAGAACUCCUCUCUUAACUCAAUUAUAUAUAUAUUAUCAUGCCAUCUGUUAACUCCACUUUAUUUCCUUAUCAGAUGUAAGAAUGGAAGGUAAUAAAACUCAUAUUUUCUUUCAGGGCAUCAACAGCGUGUAUAAUAUUUCUUUAGUAGACAACUCCGUGUUUACUAUCUCCCCAUUACAAGGAGAGGAACAAACCCCUUGUGUUAUAUCUGUGGCUAAUUCAAGUCUUUUGGACUUUGAGAAAAAUGAGAGUUUUACUAUUGAGGUAAUAUUAAUAUAUAGAUAAGAUUCUUAUAAUUUUUUGUUAAUUCUUUCAUUGAAACUAUAUGGUUUCUUAAACCUUGCAAUCUUUAAGUUAUAUCAGGUGUGGUGAUUGUUUUGUUGUUCAAUGCUGUUGUGAUCAGGCUCUGCAGUUUGCAAAGCUGGUGCAGGGGAAUUCCAUUGUAACUGACAUACUUUUCAGAAAAAUAAUUUCACUUCGCAUCCAGUAUAAAUGAAAAAAUGCUCUUAACUGUGCUUAAUUUAACUAAGCAUAGUUUUGGUUCCUGAGUUGUAGACUGUAAACCAAUAUAGUAAAAUAAUAAAUGUCGGAAUUGUAACAAAUGUAACAUGGAAAAGGUCAAAUAUUUUAGGUAGAAUCUUUUCUGAGUUCCUCUGAAAUCUGCUUUAACUGAAAUAUAUUUUUUCAAGCUUAUUAUCUACAGUGUUUAUGUUUCCAAAGAAAACCAGUAAGAACUACUUAGAAAACCCAUGAAAAAAUUAUCCAAUUUUAUUUGGAAAUUACCUUGUACUUUAAAAUUAAUUCAGAUAAAUGCUUGCUUUUUAUUUAUCUGGAAAUAAUUGCUUGCAGAACCUAUAAUAUACACAUGUUAUGUAUGAUUUAUUAUAUGACUGGUAAACUCAGGUUGUUGUGAUGGAACGAUUGACUCCAGAGCAUCAUACCACUACAGCCACUAUUACUAUCUUUCUUGAUAAUGAGAAUGAUAACUUCCCCCGCUUCAAAACACCAUCACUGGAGAUUUCUGUUCCAGAGAACAGUAAAUUGGGUCAUUUAGUGACCACUGUUGAGGUAAAAUGGGCAUAAAGAACAAGUGAAUGCAUCAGUAUAGUAAUUGUAGAUGCUAUAAAUAUGCUAUUUUUAUUUGAAAGUUUAUUUAAUUUUUCCAUAGUAAUUUACUUGUCAAAUUUUUUAAUUAUAAGUUUGCGUUAAUUACCUUAGUUUUUAGAUUUAAUUGUAUUAUUUUUAAUUGUAAUUAUUAGUCCAUGGCGCUUCUGCUGAAAUAAAUCCUUCUGAGUCAUUUAAUAUACAGUCUUUAUUUUCAGUUUGAUAGGACCAAAUUUUGCCAAUUUAUUUUUUUUUGCAGAAAGUUGUCGUGAAAUGUUGGCAAGCGUAGGCUUAUUUCAUAUAAACUUGUGUCUUUUGCAUGUUCAAAAUAAAAAAGCCUUUUGAUUUACAUUAAAAUUUCAAAUAUAAAGCAAUUCUUUGUAAGUUUUUUUUUGUGUAAAGACUGAAAUGGAAUCUAGUUUAACCUUUGAUAUUGAGAAGGCUUUUUUUUUUUUUUUUUUUUUUAUGGUUUUUUUUUUUUUUUUUUUUUUUUUAACUUUUCAUAAUAGGCUAAAGAUGCAGAUGCUGGGAAUUUUGGAAUAGUUCACUACAGCAUAGAUGGAGAUCAAACAAGGUAUUUAUUUGCAUGCAGAAAGCCUUUGAUUAUCACAAAAAUUUCUAUAAAAGAAAUAUUUAAUGUCAUGAAAAUUGCACACCACAACAAAAAUUUGAUUAAAAAAAGCAGCCCAUGUAACUCUCACCUUUAUGCUUUUUUAAAUUGGGAUAUAUCUUUAGCAACCACUGCUAUCAGAAGAAAAGACUGGUUUUUAGAGUAGAAACACUAAUCAUUACUUACCGAAAGCUCCUGUAAUGAUUUAAAAAGAAAUCAUUAAUAGCUUGACACAAAUGUCAAUAUCAGUUUCUAAACUAAAUUUCUUUCAUUUGAAUUCCUCAGAUUUAUUAUAAACAGCAGUACAGGAGAGAUUACUCUGAACUCCACUGAUCUAGACUGGGAGACCAGAAAUACUUACAGUUUAACAGUACGAGCAACAGACUCAGGAUAUUUCGACACCUCCAUCCAGCUGAAUAUCAAGGUUACUGACAUCAAUGAUCAGCCUCCAAUAUUUAAAACAGAGUUUAGUGCCGAAGUUGAUGAAAACAGUUUGUCAUUCCAUUUGCCACUGUUUAUUAAGGUGAGCAUGGUAAUUUGCUAUACCUAAAAAUUUAUGUUAAGAUGAUUACAGUAAGAGUAUUCAUACCUAAAGUCUUUAUGUUAAGGUGAUUAUAGUAAGGGUAGCUAUACCUAAAGUCUUUAUGUUAGGGUGAGUACAGUAAGAGUAGCCAUACCUAAAGAUGAGAAUCAUUUUACUUACACUGAGCAUUUUAAACAGAAAAAAGAAGGUCCAUUAAGGAAUAUCUAAAUGGGACAUAUCAAACGACCAUCAGCUCUGUAAAUUCAGGGCAUAAAACUCAUCAACUCAUGGCUGGUGACUAUAUAUUGAACAUUUUCAGAGAUAGAGUAAAUAUUUCUUAAGUUUCUUUUCAACUGUGGACUCUUAAUGAAGCAAAACUAAAUCAUAAUUAUUUGCACAAUACUGUGAUGAAUACAUGAAUAAGUAAAAAUGUAUUUUUAAAAAUAAUGUAUCAUUACAGGCCAGUGAUGCUGAUGAGCCAGGAACCAAUAAUAGUCAGAUUGUCUACUCCAUCGCCCAAACUCUUUCACAACUGCGGAACAGGUCUUUAUUUCACAUAGACAAUACAUCUGGAGAAAUUACCUUGCUAGAAACAUUUGAUUUUGAGGAACUCCUUAGUAAGGGUCUAUCUAAUAGACUUCUUCAGCUAGAAGUAACUGCUAAAGAUCUAGGAUCUCCUCAGCUGAAUGGUUCCACUAUUGUCAAAGUUUUAGUCAAGGAUGUAAAUGAUUUUGCACCAAACUUUACUUCUGCAUCUUAUAAAUUCACUGUAAAGGAAAACUCUCCACCAGGUCACAUAACUUUUACCGCUGAUAUUUAAUUUAUGUUAAAUUCUAUAACCUUUUAAUUUAAAAAAAUCAUUUAUCUAUUUAUUAGUCUAAAUAAUUUGUGUAUAAAACUUCCCCCAUUGAAUCUAAAUUAAUCAAUCUGUAUUUCAUAAUAUAUUUGUAAUCAAACAAUUUUAUUUUUAUUUAAUUAUUUGACUUUUUAUGUAAAACAUUUACAAUUAAGAUUUUAUGUUUUAAAUAUUCUAAUGACAAGAAAAGUCUCAAUGGCUGUAAGUAAAUUUUACUGUCAGAAGAAUUUUGAAGUUUGGCAUAUGGCUUUGUGAUUUCAUUUAUCUGCAAUAUUUAAUAUGUAAUAUGUAACAAUUAAAAACCAAUGUUAGAAUUUCAAAUCUACAUUUUCAAAAGUCAUUUAAAUAAAGUAUAAUAUUAAAAAAGUAGGCCUUAUAUUUAAACUUAUACUUUAAACAACUUAACACAAAAAUAAGUUUAAAUAUUUCAUUAUUUAAUUAGCAGCUUUAUUACGAAACAUGCAAUUCAUUUUAAAUCCACCAGUUUAAAAAAAGAUUGCUGAUUUCACAGAGCCAGUAAAUACCGUUUUUUUUUCAAUUUUGAGCCUUCACAUCUCUGCUUGCUGCAACACUUUGCUGGUGCUUAUUUCCUGGGUGAUUAUUUCAUUGUCAAAUUAUUUCAUUAUAAUUUAUUGCCUUGUCCAUCAUAAAUUAAUUUUUGUUGUUAUUUCAGAUGUCAGUGUUGGGACAAUACAUGCAACUGAUAAAGAUGGAACAUCACCUAACAAUGAGUUAUAUUAUGUCAUCCAGUCUGGAGGGCAGGACAAAUUCCAGGUGAAAUAUUGCUAACAAUUACCACUUUUUAAAUGACUAAUUAUAACAAAAUGCUAUAAAUAAUUUAGUUAAGUGUAACAAUGUUUAAUUUUUUUGUCAAUUUUUAAAAUUUGAAUAAAUUAUGAAUUUUUUUAUUUAUUAUUUAUCUAAGUAUUGUAAUGAAACGUGAUGUCCUUGGAGAAUGAGUUCCAAAGGCAUGUUAUUUUGUGUGAUAUAUUUCAAGGCAUCAUAUUUGUGAUAAAUAUAAAACGAUACAAUCAUCUAGAAUUAAUGACUUACCAUAUAAUGAUAUUGUUAUUUAUCAAAUAAAAAAUAUGAUAUUAUUUUGGUUUAUAGCGACUUAUGAUAUUCAUUAGAGAAAUUUUUCUACAAUUUAAUGUUUAUCUUCAUAGAUGCUGACUUUAAAUUGCAUUUUAAAAAAUCCCCCAACAGAUGAACAGUUCAACAGGUGAAAUCAGUGUAGGUAUAGGAGCCAUCCUGGAUAGAGAGGACAAAGCAACAUACAAUCUCAUUGUGCUAGCUAUUGAUAGGGGGUCACCAGCGGAGAGUUCAUUAGCCACUGUCCUUGUUACAGUUACUGAUAUAAAUGAUUCACCACCAGUGUUUAAUUCAAGUCAAAUUGAGCAAAAAUAUUCCACUUAUGAAAAUGCUGCCACAGGAACUGGGGUAAACUAUGAACAUAUUUCAUUUUAUUUGCCAUGUUAGGCUUAUAAUUGCUGUGUAUUAGAGAUUGGUUUUUCACCAGUUGUUUUGUGAUUCUGUGUUUAAAAUAAAUAGACCAAAAGAUAGUUUCUUACUGUUGGGCUUUAUAUACACUUAAUUUACUUGUGCAGAAAUGUAAUUAUCAUGUCACAAAUUUUGUAGAUCAAUUCAAACAAAUUUAAAUUAUUUGAUAUUGUUUUUUCUUUUAGAUUUUAACAGUUGUGGCCACUGAUCCAGAUAGCAAUUUUGACCUAAAGUAUUCUAUUCAAUGGGAUUCUUCCCGAGCAUUUGAUGAAAAAGAUAGGGAUGUUAAUAUUUCAAUUGUACAGGCAAGAAAUGUGUUGAAUUUCAAAUUAUUUCAAUUCAUAUCAAAAUUUCUAAUGUUGCUAAUGAUACUCAUCAAAUAACCUAUUAUUAUUUGUUUCACCAUUUGAAAUAUGGCAGUGCAUAAUUUAUAAUGAAAGCUGAUUACUGUAAAACAGAUCCAAAGUUCUUGUUUAUGUCUUUAACAUAAAUAAAUAUGACAUCUUAUUAAUGUAUAAUUGAAAUUAAAAACUUACAUUUUUGGUAUAUAUAUAUAUUUAUAAUAAUAUUUAUUUGGGGUGGGGUGUGGUGUAACGGUUCUUUUAAAACUGUAAGAAAACAAAAGGACCUUUAACUUGAAAAUAUUCUGAAUGAUAUAAAAUUAGAUAUUUGUUAUUGAAAUAUUUUAAGGAAGCAUUUACUAAAUAAGCAACUUAAUCUUCUGACCUUUUUUAUGCCAAUAGAAAAAUUUUCAAUUUAUUAUUGUUAGUUAUUUAUACCUCCACUUUCUAGGGAUGGCUGGUAGUUGAUAAAAAGACAGGAGCCAUCACAGUGAACUCUCAGUUAGACAGAGAAACAGCUGAACAAAUCAUUCUGAGAAUAACUGUAGAAGAUGUCAAUGCUGAGAUGCCAAAACCUCAAAUUGCCACAGGUGACAACUUUUUUAUCUAUCUGGCAAUAGAGUUAGAGGUUAUGUGGUCAGCCAAUGGAAAUGAGCUUCAGGCAAAGAAUUAAUUGGUUUGAUAUUUUCUACGACAAAAGCACGAGUUGAUCAAUUUAAGUUAUUAAGAGUCAGGACUGAUUAUUAUAUAAAUAUUUCUGAAUCUUCUGCAUUUUAAUUAGAAAUUAAUAUUGAGGGAUUAAUGGUAUCUAAAUAGCUCAACCAAAUAGAAAAAUUAGGACAGAAGGGGCAGAAAAAAAUUGUUUUAACUUAGAAUAAUAUAAUACAAUAAUAUCAAAAUAUGAUGGAAAAACCAAAAAGUGUUUAAAAAAAAUUGGUACAAUUUAAAAUGAUUGUCAAGAAAACGAAAUAAAAACCCAGUAAUAAAAAAUACACAAUUAAAAAUCAAAUAUUUUGCUCUUCUGCACUAGUAACUAUGGACAACAUUUUGAUUUGUCUCUUCCAGCCACUGUAACCAUCAUUAUAUUAGAUGUCAAUGAUGAGGCACCAGAAAUAUUAUACAUUAGCUCUCAACAAUCCCUGCGUGUAUCAGAGGGCACAAAGCUUGACACAGAGGUGACAACCUUGACUGCCACUGACAAGGACAAGGAUCAAACUGUGACUUUAAGCCUUAUCAAAUCUGUGUACUUCAACAUAACCCAAACAGGUAAGAAAAGUGUUGGCUGGGAAAAAGAUUUUUUUGGUUUUAAAGUGUAAACAUCAUUUCUAUACUUUCUUUACAUUAUUGUCUUUUUAACCAAAUAUUUAGGCUACAACUAUUCAUGAUUUUAUUUCUAGGUAAAUUGACAGUUUCCAAGCAGCUUGACAGAGAAGUGGUGGACAAGCUGAAUUUCACUGUAGUAGCCACUGAUAAUGGGAGACCCCCAUUAUCUUCCAAUAUAACUAUUGGGGUUCAAGUUCUAGAUAUCAAUGAUAAUGAUCCAGAGUUUAGUAGCAAUCAAACAUCUUUCACAGUAGAGGAAAACUCUGCCAAUACAACAUUCAUCACAAAAAUAAAUGCCACUGACAGAGAUGAGGGACCCAAUGCUAACAUUACCUUUGAAUUCAAGGAUAUCUCCCCAUAUAGAAUUGAUCCUAUAACAGUGAGUGGGCUUCCCAUUUAAAUAUCAUUAUGAUUUAAAAAAUGAUUUGUAAAAGGUUAACUUUAAACUGUCGUCGAAAUUAAAUUAUUUUUUUUUUUUAAAAAUUAUUCUUAAUACUGACCCUAGUGAUAUAUUAAAAAAUAUAGUGGAUUCUGUGAUGUUUUAAAUCCAAAUAAAGUAAGAAGGCAACAUCAAAGUAUAAAUGCAGUUGAUCUCUUUUGACAAGGAAAGGCUUCUUCUUCUUCUAUGUAUUAAGGGCCCACAAUCAAUGUAUUGAUCAUUUCAUUCUGGCUCCUAUGCAAGUAGAGGGGAUUUGCUUAAUUUACUUCUUCCUUCUAAGCUAAUUUUUACCAUUUAUUCAUUCAGGGUGACAUCUAUGUAUCAGAACCCUUGGACAGAGAAAAAAAGUCCAGCUACACAUUAACAGUUUUCGCCACAGAUAAUCCCUUACUGGAACAAAGGAGACGAUCCUCCAUUGUUAUACAAAUUGAAGUGACAGACGCGAAUGACAAUUCACCGGAAUUCGGUAUUACAAUUCCAAGUAAGAAAUUCUCAAACAGAAAUUGGAUUUAGCUAAAACUUUUGUUAUCAGGUGAAUCUCUUUGCAAUCAUAUCUUAUUGUGGUGUGCUUUACUUUCAGGUUACACUGCCAAGAUCUCAGAAAUCAGUAAACAAAAUGAUCUGGUCCCUAUUUCACCUCAAAUGAUCUCAGCAAAGGAUCAGGAUGUUGGCCAGAAUGCUAAUAUUACAUUUUCUUUAAAGGUAUUUAUAUGUAUAGAUUUUGUAGUUCAUUAUUUGAUCAAGAAAUCCAAAAACAAAAAAAGUUCCAAAAUAGAGUAUUUAAAUACAUUAUUUUUGAGGCUUUGAAAAUCCAGUAAUAGAAUGAAAAUAUAACAUUAUAGGAGCAAUUUGUUGGCCUUUGAUGAAAUCUACCCCAUUACUUCAGAUAAAUGGAGAAUGUUCUAGCAGAGGAGAAUGUAUAUUAUUGUCCAUCAGCUUCUGACUGCUUAAUAUUUCUUUAAAUGAUUUUCAGCUUUAAUUCAUCACUAGUACAUUCAUAGAAUGUAACAUACAAAAUAAUAAUAAUAAUAAUUUUCAGUUUGAAAAAAAAAACAAUUUUUAUAUCAUUCAGUCUUAAAGUCUGUGUAAAUUUUAGGUCAAUCUUAUACAAUUUAACUAUAUUUACAACUGAGCAAACUUUUGCAGUAUUGUUUGUGAAUAUUGAUGUAAGUACUUGUAUGCAAUAAAUACAUGUCUUAAAAUACUGUUGUCAAUCAGAUCUUAUCUGACAAAAUAUAUUUUUUGGGGAACUUUUUUCAUGUUUAUUUACUGGAUUCAUGUUACCUAAAACACUGAACAUCAAUUUCUGUUUUCAAACCCUGGUAUAGAGUGUUAAUGCUUCUGUUGAAGACUUUUUCAAGAUUGAUCCAAGAACAGGUCAAGUCAGUGUUAAUAGAACAGAUUUAAGAAACAAGCCUGGAGAAUACAGGUAGUGUUGAUCUUGAUGCUGCUGUAAAAAGUUCUUCAACAUUUAAAGAUUCAGUUUUUAGUAAAAAAAAUGAUUAAAAAUAAAUUUUGAUCAAGCACUUUGGAUAUUGUAGAGUUAGAUUAUUUCUUGUGUCUCUGAUUUGCAAUCUGUUCUUUGCUCUCACUUUCUCUAAGAGUUUUUUUCUUACUUAACUUUCUAACAAGGAAGUCUUUAAUCUAUUAAACAAAAGCAGGCUAAUCAUUUAAUAUUGCUGUAACAAAAAGUAAUACAUUAAUUAUUAAUAUCUACAAAGUUCAAUCAUUUAUUUUUUAACCCGCAUAUAGAAAUAAUAGUGUCAAAGUUAUUGAACAAAUGAUUAAUAUGCUUUAUAGAAGUUAAUUCCUAUUAUUUAAUAGUACUGUUCUGGAAUAACAUAGUUAGGAAAUCUUAUUUAAGACUGCAUUACAGUUCAAAACAAUAAUUCAAAAACAAUGAAAUUUCCUACUCCAUUCAUCUGAUACCUUUCUUUCUUUAUUUACAAAAUACUAUUUUUAAUGUUUUUGAUCUUUGAUUUAUCUAAUUUAAUUAAAUAAUGUACAUUUCAGUUAUGUUGUUACAGCAACUGACCAAGGAAUACCUCCCAAAUCAGCCAAUGCUAGUCUAAAAGUUACUAUAUUGGAUGAGAACAUAAACUCUCCUGUUUUUGUCUCAAAAGGGCCAAUACCUGCCAUCCCUGAGGUAAGCAUCUUGUCAUAAUUGGGAUAAUGAAAACACAUUCUCUUAUACACUCUCAGGACAUUUGUUGAAGAAAUCUUUUUAAGUCUCACGAGACAUGGAUUUCUAGACCCUUGAACAAAUCUUUUGAAUGCAAAAUAAUUAUGGUUGUUUUUAAAAUCUUUUGGUUGAACUGAAAAGAUUUUCACCCAACGUAUGUUAAUACAGAUUUUUAAAAAACAAAAUGUUUUAAAUAAACCCAAGCUCUUAACAUGAAAUGAUAACACUUUUAUCUUUAUUUCAUUGAGAUUGAUAAGAGGAUUGAAUUUCUUACUCUCACAAUAUCUCAAUUCUGAUUGUCAAUACUGAGGAAAUUUUUUUCUCUGUUUACAUUCCUAGCACAAUAAGUCAUUCCUUUUUAUCUAUUAUGGACCUUUGAAUGAAUAGUUUCAGCACUUCUGGAAGACUUCCUGGCAAUAGACAAUUACAUAACUAAUCAAUGCAUGGUUUUUACAAUGCAGGGUUUUUAAUACCCACUGGUUCGUAGGGUUUUUAAUAGCCACUGAUUCGUAAUGACCAUUAAAAUAACAGAUUAAAAAAAAUCUAAAUAAAAAACGUAAUUAAUGAAAAUAAAAUCCUUGUAUUUUUUCAGUGUGCCCGUCAUGGGUUCAGUGUGUAUCAGUUUAAUGCUACUGAUGCAGACAAAGAGAAAUCUACCAAUGGAUUGGUUCAUUACUAUCUAGUUAAUGGAACAGAUGCACCAGGAUGGGAAUUAUUUAAUUUAGAUGCACAGACUGGUUCGCUUACUGUAGCUGCUGCCCUUGAUGCUGAUGGGAAUGGUUUACUUAAAGUAAGGAUUUUGACAAGGAGUUUAUUUAUGUCUUUCCUUUUCAGUAAUCAAUUAUCUUACACCCCUUAAACUUAUAUAUCAAUUCAAUUUUUUUAAAAAUACAAUCAGUAUAAAUAAUGUGUUUAACAAUCAAAAUGCAAGUUGUGUUAGGAAAUCCACUCAGCUGCUUACAUAAGUUAACAUAAAGAAAUAUACAAGUUAUGGUUCUCGGAUUUGUUAAAGGAUGUCAUUCAUAUUUGAUUGCUUACGAUGUUACUAUGGUGUUAACACAAAAAGUGCAUUAACUUUUUAUUGAAAAGACGACAAUUAAUUUUUUUUUAAAAUAAAUCAGACAAACAAAAAAUGUCAGAAUACAUAGUUUUAAGGCUUGUUAUAGUGUCUUAGUCUAAGGCUUAAAAACAGUUACUAUGGCAAAAUCGUGGGGCUAAACAGGUCUGUAUUUUAGUGAUUCUUCAGAAAAGAUGGUAUGUUAAUUUGGGGGAGAAGAGAUGUUGCAAACAGUUAGUUUAUUAAAAUUAGAAAACAUAUAGGCUUACCAUCAUUGAAGAAAUUUCUUUAAAAACAUAUUAGCAUUAAUCAUUCAUUAAAUACAAAUUAGAGAAAGGUUCUGUUAAAAUCAUUUCCUCUAAUCAGCUUCACUGUUUAUUGUACAUUUUGGUUACACAGAUCAAAGUCAAAGCUGUAGACUUUGGAAUACCACAAAAUACAGUAGAAACAGAAGUCCUGGAUAUUCUUGUGAAUGACGUUGAUGACAAUCCUCCAGAGUUUAUUCAAGAACAGACUAAAGUAUUUAGUGUUAAAGAAGAGAGCGACAAGACGGAAGUUGGUCGAGUUAGGGCAACAGAUAAAGAUAGAGGCUCAAUUAUUACCUAUAUCAUAGGUAAAAAAAAGCAAACAUCAGACAAUACAAUAAACAUACUUCAUUAAUAUUUGUCAACAGUGUCUUACAUUGAUUUUUACAUUUCUAGUGAUAAAAAAUAAAAUUUUGUCUUCUCAACAUUAAAACAAAAUUUCCUUAACAUUUAAGACUUUUUACAUUGAAAUUUAAUUUAUUAUCAUGUAGAUCUAAUCCCAACAAUUGGAUUCCUGUAGGUCUAAAAAUCUAUUCCGACUAGAAUCAGUCUGACAUAAUGUUUCAAUACUUUUUUGUUAUUCUCUUCCAGAUGAUCCAGAUAAUGCAUGGAAAGAUUAUUUUCUUAUAACCACUGACUCAAACAGCAAAGAGGGGGUCAUACAAGUGGUCAAGUCAUUAGACCGUGAAACAAUCAGCUCUGUGCAGCUGACACUCCGGGCUGUCGACAGCUCUUCCAUCUCAAAACUUGAUGCUUGUGACAAUGUUUCUCCCGUGGACAACAGAAAAUCCUCCCCUCUAAAAAUUACGGUAAACAUACAGGACAUAGAUGACAACCCACCAGUGUUCAAGGAGAGAUCACUAUCUAAAGGUUUCUUGUCUAAGACAGCGCCUAAUAAUAUUAUUUUAAACCUAAAGGUAAGCUAUAUUUAUUUGUCUUUGAUUUUGAGGAGUGUUGCAAAGAGUGUGAUUGCUAACACUAAAGAUUAAAGCAAAUUUAGAAGAUAUUCUCUGUUUAGCUAGAAUUAUUUAAAAGCAUUGUUGAAACAUGACCUGCACAAAUUUUUUAUUUCAAUAGUUUAAUAAAAAGCAACUCCUUAUACUUGUUUGUAAAAAUGGUAUUUUUUAAGAAGUGUCCAAGUCCUCUUUACAUACUAACAAUUAGGCUAAGUUAAAAAUAAAAUGCAAAUUUGAAUGCCUUUAAUGGGAGCAGAUUUAAGUUUCUGCAUAGUUUUUAGCAAUGAAGGAAUAUAAAUUCAAAAGCAAUAAUUAAAUUUUCAGGACUACGUGACUGAUAAUGACACAGAGGUCAAUAGUGUACACCAUUUCUAUCAGCUCGGUGAUCUCCAGGCAGACGAGCAGCUGUCAAAAGGCUGGUCUCCUAAGGUUAAGGCUGACCCUAUUUUAGUUGGAAUCAAUGGAACCAUCAGAACAAACUUUAAGUUUCCAGAGGAUCAGUUUGGUGAAUUAACUCUUAGAGUCCUGGUUAAUGACAGCGGUGGAAAUGAUACACUGAACUUGAAGGUGAACUAAAAGUUGAUGGCAAAUUAAAUGUUAAAAAAGCUGGUGAAAAUUCACAAGAAUCAUAGUAUUUAAAAAAAAUCUAUUUAUCUAGCUUAACUUGUCUCCCAAGGUCAAGACUGGCAAUAUUGUUUAAGGAAAAAUGUUGCAAUUGGGGAAAGACUGCUUAGAUAAAAUCGACCAAGUGAGAAAAUCAUUGAGUAUAACAAUAGUCUGUAUUAAAGCUAAAAAAUAUUAAAAGCCACAGUUGAAAGGAAGUGGGGUAACAUUUUGCUAAAUACAAAUAUGAAUAAAUCCAUGUCAUUACUGAUGAGUAGUGUUGUACCUAUAAGAGUGCAAGGGGUUGAUCACCCAUAGUGGCACUUUUGUCUUUUUCUAUAACAUCUAUAACAUAUAAAGUUAAUCCUGUAUUUUUUUGUUUUAUGUUUACAUGACUGAUAUUCCUCGUGCUACAAAUUUAAAAAAUGAAAUACCUGCACAGGUGUUGGCCCCAAGCACUACAAUCACUAUUACAUGUAAAGCUGUAAACUUAAAAUUAAUUUAAAAAUUAUAUAAUUUUAAUCUAUUAUAUAGUGAUUUAAAUAUGUGUAUUUUAUCAUUAUAGAUCAUGAAACACACACCAAAUAAUUAUUACUUAAAUAUUACUUUAUAUAGUAUAUUUAGCCUUCUGCACCAAUGUUAUUGAUUAUUCUAUGUAUGACAUCUUCAGGUUUAUGUUGUCGGGGACACACAAGUGGUUCACAUGUCUUUUUUUAACACAGAGGAUGAGCUGAGACACUUCCAGUUACAAGUAACUGAGUGAGUAUUAAUGUCAAUAGAAUUUCAACAUACACUAUGGUAUCCAAUAAUUAUUGUUACUUCAUGUAUUAUUACACUGUUACGUUGGAAUGUUCUGCAUGUCAAGAUGUGUAUUAUUUCAUAAAAAUAAAACAAUAAUUCAUAAUUAACAUCCCAGAAUAAGCUAAACAUAGAUUGUAUAACCACACCAAGAACUAAAGCAGGACUUGCACAAAUACUUGUCUUCAAAGUAAUUAUAAACCAGUCAUACAUUAUUGCAUUCACCGACUUCUCUUUUCUGUGCAAAGUAUUUAAUCAUAUCCUCAAGUCCAGACUAUAUGAGCAGGGUCACUCUUGAUGGAGGGGAGAUCAAAAUACAAUGACGAUAAGCCUGGAUCAUAGUUGAUGAACUGUAGCUCUAAGAUGAGAGAGUAAUAUUUUCACCUGCUGCAUUUGAUCCAACCAUUGAUAAAUAGAUCCUCAAGACAAUAGCCUUAUAUGACAUAGUAUCCAAAAUAUUGUGUGUUGACACACCAUAACUCAAUUGAAUUAAACUGUUGAGGGGAAUAGUUAAAUAUCCAUCUAUAAUACAUAUAUCAUCUACAAACUUAUGACCUCACAGACAACUGAGUGAGCAGGGCUACAGAUUUGUACCAGAUGACAUCAUGCCAUUCUAUGAUGAAAAAGGAACUGUGGAUGGAACCAAGUAAGUUAAAUUUUAUUAUGACUUUGAGAGAACAUUGCCAUCUCUUAUAUGAUUACUAUAUAAUUCUUUGAUUGAUCCAAAUAAAUGGAAAUGUUUUAAUGACAUUGCACAUAUUUAUUUUCAGCUAAUGGAUAAACAUUCUCAUAAAGAUAAUUUUUUAACUAGAAAAAUUUAAAGACAUGUUUUUUGAAGUAUUUCUCAAGGGCAAAAAUCAGCCAUCAUAUAUUGUAAAACUCACUUCCCCAAUGGCAAUGUUCCUAUCACAAAUUUUGUUUAUUGUCAAAGUAAAUAAUUUGUGUGUUUUAACUUUGAUGUGCAAUCUAAAAAAUAUAUUAAAUAGGCACUGUAUCAAAUUUAUUAUAUUGCUAAAUCACAACCAUUUUAGAUAUCUUGCAAUAAACUUUCAACAAACUAAAAAUACUUUUAUUUAUAUUACCAGAUCAGUUUUGGUGGUCCAUGCAGUGGAAGAGAGUACAGGAAAAAUUAUUGAUGGAGCCACACUUCUGAGGUAAUUUAUGUCUAAAAUAUAUUUUGUUUGCCGGCUAAACCCUUUUCAUCUAAGUUCAACUUAAACAGUACUGUUAAUACGUAAAUUUAAAAGUGCUUUUCCUUUACAUUGUCAUGCCUAUAAUUACGUGCAUUACAACAUACUUGAAACCUACAACAAUUUUGAAGAAGUAAUCAUUUUAAUCCAUUCAUAAUGAUUUUAUUUUAAUUAAAACUAUUUUAAUCUAACUACUUCUAACACUAUUUAUCUUCAGUAAAUUAGAUUCCAAAGAUAAAGUGAAUAUUCUAAACCGAUACAAGAUCAUAAAGAGUGAAGUAAGCAUUGUUUACUAUAUUUUAUAUAACCAAAGAAUCUGACAGAUGGAAUAAUUUUUAUUAGUCUUAUAUUAUACUAAACUAUAGUGUUGCUAAAUCUAAAUCUAAAUAGUUAAUUGUUACUGACUUACACAGUUGUGUAAUAACUCAGAAUGUUCGUGUAGAGAGGAAGAUUAUUUUGUGCUGACAACAUUUGUGUGUAAAAAAAUCAAAUUUUAACAUUUUUCUCAGCUGGCAUCCUAGCAAAUUUUCUAAGGGGGGUGCAAAGUAGAUUGCGGCUAGGCAGUUAAAAAAACUGUUUCAGCUUUUUGUUAAAUUUAAAAAAAAAAAGAUUUAGGUGCUAAUCUUUAAGAUGGUCUCCACCUCAGCCACACUACCCUUGUUGUUUUUUUAAGGCCCAAAUAGUGUAUUAAAUCUAGUUUAUCAUAUUGUAUUAACACUGACAAAAUUGUCUGAAUCUAAUUUUUGCGUUUUUUACUUAUUAAGUUAACUUGUAUAAGAUAUGAUCCUCUAAGUAAAUGACUUUGUUUGUUCAGACUGGGGACAAGGCCAGCAGUAAAAGUGUGAGCUCACCAGAUGGCAGAACUCAGUACAUCCUCAUUGGAGUGAUUAUUGUCAUUGCCAUCACUUUUGUUAUCACUUUGUAUAUGUUGAUACAUAAUAUUCAGAGGUAAAAUUUUCAUUAAAAACAUUACUUUUUUGCUGUUGUAAUGAAUCAUCAAAUAUUGACAUGAUAAAAUGUGUUCCUAACAUAUGCCUGCAUCUUAUCAUGUUGUAAUAAAACCUACUUAAUUGUUAUGCAUCUGUAUCUUUCAAAUAUUUCUUGUGUGGAAAAAAGUGGAUAAUUUCAAUCAAAUAUACAGAGUUACGUUCUUCAAAAUUAAUUUACUUCUGCAAAUAUACCUCCCAGUUACCGUAAUGCAAAACAAAAUCCUCAUCAAAAUAUAAAAUAAGUUAAUCUCACGUACAUGAGUUUUUCCCAAAGUGCCGUUGCUAGUGGACCACACAGCAUUAGACAAAAAACUGGAUCAAAGUUAGAAAAAAAUAAACAACCAUAACAAAAACAGCUUGGAUCGAAUAGCAUUAAAUGGUCAUUUUAAAAGAUUGCUCUCCCAUUGGCUGAUCAUGAAUUUAACCAUUUAUUAUUACAUAUUUUGGGGUCAAAUAAAACGAUAAAAAUUAUUUUUAAAUCUGGUACAAGUCCCAGGUGCAAUGGGAAACUUAUCCAAUGGUCCACCCAAAUUAAACAUUUUUGGGAAACACUAAUCUAAAUUAUUCAUACAUGACAAAUGAUUUCCUUCUGAAAAAUCUUUCUGUUAUGUUUACAGGUUUAAAAGAAAACUUAAGGCUGCUACAAUUGAUGUCUAUGGUGAGUGGGAAGAAGAGUCAAAUUUAUUCCAGUUAUAAAAUAUCAGUUGAUUGAAUAAUGUUUCAAUUGACACCCCCUCCCGAUUCCAGGAAAAAUAUAAGUUCUGCACUUGAAAAUUAGGAUAACUAGAACAAUAUACAUCAUAGUUCUGUGUUUGCAUUUUAUUUAUUGGGUGAUUUCUUUUUUCUAAGAAUUAUGAUAUAACUUAAUAAAUCAGUAAUCUAUGAGUUUAAAAUUCAAUGAUUUUUUAAUAAUAUUUCAAGGAAUGGACCCAAUAAAGUUUCCAGGCUUGGACAAUGACAGAAUCAAAGAGUAAGUUUGAACUUAAUAGGAAAAAUAUAUAACAAAUAUUAUUCUUUAUACACUGACUUUUAUUGUAAGUAAAACUUAAAUUACAUGGUUCUUUUAAUAAUUAUGUCAUAAUAUUUCUAGAAGAGCCUUCUGCAUUUUCUAAAAUAAAAUUUUUAACAUUUCAUUUGAGAUUUAUAUGUAAAAAUAAAGAAAAUAAAAGACAUCACACAAGAUAAAUAGUAAGCUGCAUCAUCUAAGCAUCUAACUUAAGUCAGAUGAGAUUUUGCAACUAUAACCUUGCUUUGGAGAAGUUGUAUCAGAAAUCAAGUUAUAAUUCAUGAAAAUUUUUUAAAUGUGACAAAGUGGUUGUAAUUCAGAUAAAAGAAAAAAAACACUACUAAAUUUUUAAUGCUGUCUGUAUAUUCAAUUAUAUUGUUUCUCUUUUAUAAUCAGUUUUUCAUCAUUUCUCAGUAGCCUAUAAUUUUUAUUUAUUUAUUUAUAGUAUUAUUGAACACAUCAUAAGUUGAUAUAUUAACAUACUGGUUUCACAUGAGGCUUGUGAUAUAAUUUUAACCAAUUGUGAUGUAUUUGAUAGUUUUUGUAGUGAGAAUUGAAAACCAUCUAUUAAAUUUUUCUAUAUUUCUGUCAAUGUCUCUUUUUGUCAGUCAAUGUCUCAUUAUGUCAUUCUAUGUCUCUUAUGUCAGUCAGUGUCUCUUUAUGUCAGCCAAUAUCUCUUUAUGUCAUUCACUGUCUCUUAUGUCAGUCGCUAUAGCUAUUCAGGGACUUUAUGACAUAAGCAUUCAUUUUAGUUGCCUAUUCUAGUUAAAUGAUUAAGUUAUACAACUGCUGACAUAACAUUUUACUGAAUUAACAUAUUGAUUUAAAAAAUCUUUUGUGAAUCAUCUAAAGAUUUCUGUCCCCACCAUGAAUUUUCAUAAUGUUCCUAGUCCUGAGUUUCAUAAAGGUCAAAUACAAUACCACUAUGGUUCGCUUAUCUAAGUUCUGGAAUGUAAGUGUCACGGGCCACUUGUCAGCCAGUCAAGUUGUUAACGUAAGCAUUUUAUUUAGAAGAUUUUUUUGAAGGAAAUACACUUUCUUGGAAUCCAUUUAAAUUAUUGACCUAUCAGUUUAUUUAGUGGACCAUGACGACCCUAAUUAAAUAGAAUAAAUUAAAUUCUCUGACACCGGCAUUCUGUCAUGCCUUCUUUGCUACAUGAGCCCAAUCGCACUGAUCAAUCAGGACUUGUAUAGACUUUUGAAAGGCUAUUGAAAUAUUUUGGUUGAUCCAAACCUGAUCAUUCCUUCAAUGCUAAACCUUUUAUAGAAAAUAGUUUCUCAUUUUUUUUUUUUUUGUUGAUAAGUGGACAAUGAAUGAUCACAGUGUGAAUCAAACAUGAAAUAAUCAAUAUAAAAUUAUAAUUUUAUAGAACCAGUUAGAACAGUAUCAGGACUAGUUUUAAGACUCGGGUAUUUCAUGCCUGACAUGAAGGGAAGAAAAGGUGGAAAUAUAGAUCAAAGUGGAGACUCUUUCUAUAUCAAUGACACUAAAACAUAGUCUAUAAUAGUUUUUUUCCUAAAUAGUUUUGUUUCUUAAACUAUGUACCUGUACAGCAGGCAACCAUGUUAAAAAAAAUAUGUUUUGCUUUUGUAAAUUUAAUAAUAUUCUAACAAUUUUCAUUACCAUUACAAUGUUUUAUGAGAAUGACUGCCCACAAAUGUUCAAUACUAUGACAAUGUUUUAUGCCAUUGACUGCACAGCCAACAGGAGAGCAGUCAAAAAUAAAUCUAUCUUAUAUUGUUACAGCCAAAAUCCUAUCUUCAUGAGAGAUGACUUGGUGAUAGAUGAAAGUGGGAGUGAUGCUUACAGUGAUUCUUACAGGUAGUAUGUUCCUUCUACUUCUAAUCCAAGUCUCUAAUCUGAUCUCCUAUCUUUGUAUAAUUUUACCAAAGCCUUUGCCUUAAUAGGUAAGGUCUAUAGGCUUAUUUGCUUCAUAAAUUGAGAUUAUCCAGAUUUUGAUUGUCUUAUAGCAGUUAAUAGUUGCUAAGAAUACCAGUUUUGCAAAUGUCAUGUCGCCUUCAUCACCUGGCCACAGAGCAAUCUGGAGAUGACCAUAUUAAAGUCUUCAUGUGGCAUCAAUAAAAUGUAAUGUUUCUCAACCUUGAGAGAUCACACAACCAUACACAUUUAAUGAUAUUUUUUAUUUAUCGUCUAUGCAAAAAUGUAUAACAAUUAAAUUUUUUUUUUCUUUUUGCCAAUGGUGGAAUUUUUAAUGGUUUCUUUUUCUAUUGUUUAGCCAAACAUCUGAGAACUCAAUAGACAAGAAUGCCAUGAAUGAAGAGCAUCAUGGUAUUGAUGAGCAGGAAGUGACCCUUAACCUCUAUGGAGCAGAUGGACAAUACUUCAAUGAUGCAUCAGAUUUACCCAACCCCAUGAGAUAUCUCCAUAAUGUGAUCGAGGGGGGGCCUGAGGGGGAAAACUUUGAGGAUCUUGUUGGGAAGAGGAUGGUGGAAAGAGGAUUUCCAUCUGAAAAUGAUUCUGAUGAGGACAAUGUAUUCAGCUUCAGCACAAGCAAUUUCGAAUCUACUGAAAUAUAACUGAACUCACCGCACUAAAUUAUCAAAUGCUAACAAGACAAGUUUAGUGUAAAGUAAACUUGUACAUCAUCUUAACAUCACUCAUUGGCAUUAAGCUAUUCAUAGCUUUAUAUAAUACAUGGCCAACUUUUACUAUAUUAUAAGUAUAUGUAAAUAAUUUGGCCAAAAAAAAGUCUUUGCCAUUUAUCAAAUUAGGUUUGAAUUUAAAGAAACUAUUAUUUGAAGGAGUCUUUCAUUGCUGCUGUAAUACAGAUUCUCAUCUAGUAUAGAACUGCCAAGAAUAUUUUAUACGCUCGACUGGUUGAUGCUGAAGUCAUUUUUUUUUUGUAAUCAUGUCUAAUGAGAUAAGCUGUCUCCUAAUGAGACAAGCUGUCUCCAAUAUUUUUUUUCUGUGUUCCAAUAGUUUGUGAUUGCAUUCCUGUAAUUAAUAAAGUUUUAAAAAAAAUCAAAUAAUAUAUUUGUUGUUUUUUUACCCUUAAUGCUGCCACUAUUAUGGUGCCUGGUGGUCAGACCUAUCAUAUCACCAGAUAAUGAACCUACCACUAUGGACAAGCUUCUCU
Molecule: messenger RNA, 39845 nt
Organism: Lymnaea stagnalis (great pond snail)
Lineage: Eukaryota; Metazoa; Mollusca; Gastropoda; Lymnaeidae
Source: the annotation of a GenBank genome assembly